UUUCAUCGUUAGGAGAAGACAUGGAUAAAGAUAAUCAGAGAAGGAAAAGCAGCACUCAAUCAAAACCCAGGAACAGUAUCGAGGGCAGGGAUAAUCAAGAAAGUUAUAAAACAAUUCAGAAUAAUCAAGCUCCAAGAAUGUCAAUCGAUCAAGACUCACAAGAUAAAUCAGACGAUGACUUAUCAGAAGUGCUAGAGACACCAAAGGAGACAUUCAAAUCAAUGUCUCAUCUUCCUCUUCAUGAGCAGCUUAAAAGAGUGAAAGAAGAUGAAUGGAAGAAUAUUCCUAAAGUCAUAAAACAGACCUUUAGGAUCUUAAUAGACUUUACGCUAGAAGAGAAGGAGAGUGAUAUGGCAUUUAAGAAAUAAAACUCUGAGCUCUAUGGAAAGAAAUAUGAAUAUAAGUAACAGACAGUUCAAGCAAUCAGAUGAAAAAUAACAAGCAGUUUAAGCUUGCAUUGGACACCAGGUUUAAAGAGAUAGAGUCUAAAGGCAAUGCCUCAAGCAAGGCGCUUAAAGACGCUAUUAAUAACUUAAUGGCAUCUUUUGAGAAUGAUGUCCAAACGUGCAUGCAGAGUAACAAUGCUACCAGUUCUUCCCUCCAGGCACUUAAGGGAGAUCUAGAGGAGACGAAGAAAGAAAAUGAGAAGAGAAACAUUGCCUUAUUGGAUAAGAUCACUGAAAUAGAUCACUACGAAGAACUUAACUCCAAACUCCUCGAACUACAAGACUCCCUUCUCAAAAACGAAGAAUCCCUUAAUUCCAGCAUCACCACUCAAAGAAAGCUCAAUUCCGACCUCCAAAAAUCCUGCAUGGAAAAGAUACAUAAGGAAAUAGCAGCAGUGAAGGAAGAGAAUAAAAACACUGCAGAGAAGACUUCAGCUUUAAGAGCUGAUGUCAGUAAAAUGACUGAGGAGUUGAAGACCAGGAUGGAUAUGUUGAGAGGGAAAAGUGUGCAAGAUAUUGGUAGUGUUAGGAAGAAACUUGAGGGUCAGAUUAAGACACUGGAGGGGCUAUGUGGAGACUUGAAGUCUGAAAAUUUGGGUGAGAAGAUUAGAGCUUUAGAGGAUUUGUUUUCACAGCACAAAGCUGAUACACUAAAAAAGUUUGAUGGUGUAGAUGAUCAUUUUACACAUCUCAAUGAUGUAUUGACUAAAAUUGAAAACUUUGAUUCGACAGCUGAUAAGCUGAAAAAUCUUGAAGAAAAUUUAGAUGCUCAGUUAGGAAGCAGGAUAGAUAGCAAGCUUACUGAGACUAAGAGUGAGCUUGAGGAAAAGAUUAAUGAAGUGGAUCAAAAGCUCAAUAAUUUCAUAGAUGAAUACAACGAGGCUGCUGAAUGUCCCAGAGAUAGUCCCUACCAGACCUCUUCUCAAGGAGAUUCUAGGAAGAGAGUCAAAUCUGCUGUUAAAAGAGUCAAUCAAGGUAAAUAAACUUGAAGAAAUGCGAAAAUGGCUAGAAUACCAAAGGAGAUACACAGCUGAGGAGAUUAAAAAGAGAACUGAUGAAUUCAAGGAGCAACAGGAGGUCAUGUUCCCUAAAGUAAACACAAGUAUAGAAAUUUCUGGAUCAAAAUCUGAUGCUAUGCGCAAGCAUUACCAAAAUAUCACUCAUCCCUAUCAAUCUACAGUAGAUGAUCUUAUUAAAUCAAAUUUGGAGCAAGAUCAAGCUGAAAGUUACAAUUUUAGGCCAGCUAGUUCAAAUGAGGUGAGAAAGAAUCUUAAAUCCAGACCAUUGACUCUCAUAGAGUUUGAUGAUCUUGAUAAAAUAUCUGUUCAUAAGAGAAGAUAA
This is a messenger RNA of Moneuplotes crassus, 1787 nucleotides long. The record is from the annotation of a GenBank genome assembly. NCBI's taxonomy places the organism in Eukaryota, Ciliophora, Spirotrichea, Euplotida, Euplotidae.